AUGCGACAGCGAUUGCGCCUGUUGGGUUUGCGACCCAAGCUCAGACCAGCAAGUCCACCUCAACCUAGAUACUUUUCAGCCAUCAAGCAGGUCAACGCCGUUGAAUCUCACUUCGACUCUGUGGAUAUCGAGAAUUUCAGACACUCGGCCUUCAAAGUCGGUCAUCCUCAAGUAUUCAAGCAGCCUCCGGAAUCGCGCAACCACAGACCACUCCCGGCGUCUACCAAAUGGUUCAAUCAAGAUGAAGCGAUUCAGUCGCCGUCCUCGCAGCAGCAGUCCUCCAUUUCCUUCACACCUUACAUGGACCAAUUUUCCCACCACAUGUUUUCCUUUGAGUUGAUGAGUCCUCAACUAUCCGAGGACACGGGCUUAGUUGUAGACACCACCAGCCAAUUUCUCACCUGGCUCGCCUCAAGUUCCGAUCCCCUCGGCGCAGUCUUGGCGGGCAUCGUGCACGCGGCAUCUCACCCAGACGCCUCCGAGCCCAGGUUUUCAUCCUUCAGCGCGCCGCUUCUGCUACUUCUGAAGGCAGCAGAGUUCAAUAAGCUGCACGACAAGAAGCUGAAGCAACUCUACAUAGCUCAGGCUCAACUACCAGAUCUCCCUCAAGAACUCCAGGAAGAUCUUCCUGUGCCUCGUAUCGUGAGAGAGGUGGGCAAGGGCGAUGUGUACAACUCAAGCAUAUGGCUCGGGCUCGAACCAACUUACACCCCUUUACAUCGCGACCCCAAUCCCAACCUUUUCUGCCAGCUUGUCGGCCACAAAAUCGUCAGACUGCUUCCGCCAUCAUCGGGGGAUCGCUUGUAUCGACGAGUCCAGAUGCAGAUUCAUCAAUCAGGGAACAGCCGCAUCAGGACGUCUGAUAUGAUGGAGGGCCGUGAGAGGGUUGUUCUCAAUACUGCUGUUUGGGGCAUGGAAGGCCCCGAAGACAUAGUAGAAGCAAGACUAGACCCCGGUGAUACUCUUUUCAUCCCAAAUGGAUGGUGGCACAGCGUGAAGAGUGGACAUCACGACGGCCGACUCAAUGCUUCUGUGAACUGGUGGUUCCGAUGA
This is a messenger RNA of Colletotrichum karsti, 1053 nucleotides long. RefSeq names its product JmjC domain-containing protein. The record is from RefSeq and is a predicted model, not a curated record. The transcript has a single exon. The coding region runs from base 1 to 1053 and encodes 350 amino acids. NCBI's taxonomy places the organism in Eukaryota, Fungi, Ascomycota, Sordariomycetes, Glomerellales, Glomerellaceae. Gene Ontology annotation, molecular function: 2-oxoglutarate-dependent dioxygenase activity.